Molecule: messenger RNA, 1121 nt
Organism: Anopheles darlingi
Lineage: Eukaryota; Metazoa; Arthropoda; Insecta; Diptera; Culicidae
Gene: Vps20
Product: charged multivesicular body protein 6
Exons: 4
Coding region: 94-750 (218 amino acids)
Biological process (GO): vesicle budding from membrane; late endosome to vacuole transport via multivesicular body sorting pathway
Cellular component (GO): ESCRT III complex; multivesicular body
Source: RefSeq, a predicted model, not a curated record
AAAAAAACAAUCAGCGAUUUGUAAAAUAGUUAUCUUCAUUCCGGUAAUUGAAUUAGUUCCAUCCUCUUCCGUUGUCCCUCGCAACAUUAAAAAAUGGGAAAUAUAUUCGGGAAAACUAAAACCAAACCCGUCAGCAGAGUAACAGAACAGGACAAAGCGAUUCUCCAACUGAAACAGCAACGCGAUAAGCUCAAACAGUAUCAGAAACGAAUCGAAUUGUCGCUUGAAAAGGAUCGAGAACUGGCGAAACAGUGCCUUGCGAGCGGAAGGAAAGAUCGAGCUAAAACGCUGCUCAGAAAGAAAAAGUAUCAAGAGAAGCUACUGAGCAACACAGACGCCCAACUGGAAACACUAGAGAAGCUUGCUUCGGAUAUCGAAUUUGCGCAGGUUGAGGCACAGGUCGUUAGUGGCCUGAAGGUCGGAAACGAGGCUUUGAAAAAGGUCAACGAAGUGUUGUCCAUUGACGAGGUGGAACAAAUACUGGAUGAAACUAGGGAAAGUAUCGAGAAGCAACAGGAAAUCGAUGCACUUUUGAACGGAGUGCUAACGGAAGAGGAUGAAGACGAUGUAUUGGCCGAGUUGGACGCCCUUGUUGCCGCUGAUGAGCAGCAAGAAACGGAACAACCGGAUAAGGACGAUAUCACUGACCGGCUUCCAGAAGUGCCGGAUGAUGAGCCAAUCAAACAGAAAGAGCGGCAACGCAAAAAGGAGAAAGAUGCGCCUCAAAAAGUGGCCAUGGAGGCCCAAUGAGUAAGCAACGAGCUGUCGAACAGAGCGGUCUUAUCAGCUGCCAUCGGACCGGUAGAUCGGUGGAGAGAGGUCGAAGAGAAAUGUGGUGAUCAAUUUAUGUAAAUAUGCAUAUUUACAGUUUCUAUUGAAACCCUUUGGAUGGGGUUGAAACCAAUUGGCAAUUCAGAGGUUGCCAUUUAGAAAUAUCAAUGCCGUACAAUAAAAAAAACAAUCGAAUUCCAACGCAGGAAAGAGGUGCCUAUUCCCGUCAGGCGUUACUUGACGCCUCAGGCGUCAAUUUUUUUGUUCACGGGGAAUUGUCCAGUUCUCGGGGCGACCGGGUUGACCGGAGGGCACUGAAGUCAGUUUUUGAAAAGUCGAGUUAGGUACCA